AUGAAUCCCAUUUUGAAAUCAAAUGGCAAGUCCCUCGUUUAAAAGGCCAAUUUCUACUAUUUCAGGUUAUUAAAUCUCUCCUACGAAGAGACAUUCAGACUCUUAUUCAAGCUCUUAGCAUGUAAUUCUAUUCCAUUAAGACUUAGCUAUACUCUCCUUUUUUGUAUUCGAUGCAUUACGCUUCAGAUCAUAUUUGACCAUGUCUGAUAUUGCUGUAAUACCAUAUUCCAGUUUCAGCAUCAUGCUAUUGGGACUAAUCAUUGUUCACGUAACAUGAAAUUUAAAUUUUUAGUACUCAAAGUGGACUGUGAAUCACCUGUGCCAUGGUUUUGUCUAUAGGACAAUCUCAAAAGAAUAUCAAGGGGAGUUUAGAGACAUAAGAGUUAAGAAAAUUUUAAAAUGGCUAUUUGAUGGAGUAUACUAUUCAACAACUUCUGUAUAUAAAUCAUUUUUAUUAUCUUUAGAUACUCUGUUGGUAUCUCUUCCAUGAAGAGCCUUGGUAUCCAACUGGGUUGGGAGGUACCAAUUACACAAGUAUUUGGUAAGACUUCCCAAAUAUGAUAAAUGUAACAGUUUAUAAAAUAUUUUAGAAUAAAUGGGCAAUCCCCUUUUAUAUGAUUCAAACAGCUAAUCAUUUAUAUGCCUUGGUCCACUUGGCAAUAAAGAGGAAGGAAGUAGAAACCAAAUAUUGGGAAUACAUGUUGCAUCACACUCUUGCAACUUGUCUGCUCAUCUUCUCAGCCCUUUAUAAUCAAUGUUAGAAUAUCAUAUUUAUGGUUUAGUUCGAUUUGGAAUUGUCGUAUUGGGAAUUCAUGAUGUUGCUGAUAUCAUCUUAUCUCUCUCAAGAGCUCAACAUGACUUGAAAUCAAUCAAGUCUCUCAUGUAUAUCCAAUACGUAUUGCUUCUAAUCACGUGGAUAUAUACCCGAGUGAUCAUCUUUCCUCAAAUUAUCUUGGAAGCAAUUAUGCACUACCAAAAUUAGUAUUUUAUAAUAUUAUUAUUUAAGUCCUGAGGCAGCUUGGGGAAACAAGUAUCUCAUUGUGCAAAUGUGCAUCUUGGUUGGAAUGCAUUUAUAUUGGACAUACUUUAUGAUGCAGGUGGGCAUUAACGUAUUCAAGAAGGGGAAAAAAUAUGAGGAAAUUAACACAUAUGACAAUAAAGAAAUUCUAAAAUAAGGAAGAAAUUGA
Messenger RNA from Paramecium octaurelia, 1187 nucleotides. The record is from the annotation of a GenBank genome assembly. Lineage: Eukaryota; Ciliophora; Oligohymenophorea; Peniculida; Parameciidae.